This is a messenger RNA of Caenorhabditis sp. 36 PRJEB53466, 432 nucleotides long. Lineage: Eukaryota; Metazoa; Nematoda; Chromadorea; Rhabditida; Rhabditidae. The record is from the annotation of a GenBank genome assembly.
AUGAACAAGAAACCGACGACUGACAAAGGUGCGAAGAAGAAGAAGGGGCAAUCGGCGGCCGAGAGAAAUCGGUAAGAUCCUUUUGUGAAUGAGCAGAAAUCCAUUUCUCUUUGUCAGAAUUGAACGCCAGAGACAAUCUGAAAUCGACGAUGAAAUCCAGCAACUGAUGGCUUUUUUGCCGCCACGCCCGCCUCAGAAAAUGUCGAGAAACGACGUUCUAAAGUGAUUUUUUUUUUUGGGCAUUUAAUUAUCGAAAAUUGCAGGGAGAUUCACGAGAUGGUGCUCAAGAUCAAGGCGGAACAAGAGGCGAAAGGACUCACACUUGCUGACUAUUUCCAUGUGGACGGCAACGGAAAUCCUCUUCCGGCCGUUUCUGGCGAAGGGAAUGCUCAGGCGAACACCGCAGAUCCCAGUUCCUCUUCCAAAAACUGA